AUGAGAAAAGAUGGGGGAGAGACCCGUAAAGAUGAUGUUCCUUAUGUCUAUUGUUUUAUGUCCUGUGGUUUUUGGUGCUGUAUUGCCAAGGAGUACCAACAGAAUCAGCCAAAACAAAUCCCAAUUACAACAAGAACAACGAUUCCAGCUAGCCCAGAGAUCCAAACACUGAAUCUCUCUAAAACAGGUAAUGGAGAACCAGUUGAGAAAACGACUCGGCCUGGGAUUACAACAAGAACAACGACUCCAGCUAGCCCAGAGACCCAGACACUGAAUCUCUCUAAAACAGGUAAUGGAGAACCAGUUGAGAAAACGACUCAACCGGGGAUUACAACAAAAACAACGAUUCCAGCUAGCCCAGAGAUCCAAACACUGAAUAUCUCUAAAGAUGGUAAUGGAGAACCAGUUGAGAAAACGGCUCGGCCUGAGCUUACAACAAGAACAACGACUCCAGCUAGCCCAGAGACCCAGACACUGAAUCUCUCUAAAACAGGUAACGGAGAACCAGUUGAGAAAACGACUUGGCCUGGGAUUACAACAAGAACAAAGACUCCAGCUAGCCCAGAGAUCCAAACACUGAAUCUUUCUAAAACAGGUAAUGGAGAACCAGUUGAGAAAACGACUCGGCCUGGGAUUACAACAAGAACAUCGACUCCAGCUAGCCCAGAGACCCAAGCACCGAAUCUCUCUAAAGAAGGUAAUGGAGAACCAGUUGAGAAAACGACUUGGUCUGGGAUUAUAGCAAGAACAACGACUCCAGAUAGCCCCAAGACCCAAACACACGACAUGAUGGGUGAUGAAAAAGAAGAUCUUUCAGAGGAUUAUCUGAUAUGGGCUAUCAUUGUUACGAUUUGCUGUAAAGUGUCUGUGGUCAUCAUAAUUCGACUUUCAAUUAAAAUUCGAUACACAAGAAUGCAUGACAUACCAAUGCAAUUGAUGGAUAUUGACUCCCCUGCUCCUACCACACCACCACCAGCUGCUCCUUCCGCACCACCAGCUACUACACCACCAACUGCUUCUGCACCUGUCACUCCAACAGAAACACCACAUACUUCUACACCUGCAACCCUGAAACCUUUAAUUGGUCCUUCCACUCCCGUCAGCAAGAAUACCAGGUUGCAGAGCAAGAAGAAGCUAUUAUUUCAAGAAAGUCAAAUGUAA
Messenger RNA from Magallana angulata, 1161 nucleotides. RefSeq names its product mucin-2-like. NCBI's taxonomy places the organism in Eukaryota, Metazoa, Mollusca, Bivalvia, Ostreida, Ostreidae. The transcript is spliced from 9 exons. Bases 1 to 1161 code for a protein of 386 amino acids. The record is from RefSeq and is a predicted model, not a curated record.